This is a messenger RNA of Onychostoma macrolepis, 3051 nucleotides long. RefSeq names its product DnaJ (Hsp40) homolog, subfamily C, member 30b (gene dnajc30b). The transcript is spliced from 2 exons. The coding region runs from base 1 to 837 and encodes 278 amino acids. NCBI's taxonomy places the organism in Eukaryota, Metazoa, Chordata, Actinopteri, Cypriniformes, Cyprinidae. The record is from RefSeq and is a predicted model, not a curated record.
AUGGAGGAGAGCGUGUGUCCAGCGCGGAUGACGUCAUCUCUCUGCGACGGAUGUUUACUGGUCGCGCGCGCGAUUCCUGCAGGCGGCGCUCAGAGCCGUGUUCAAAUCCCAUCAUGCGUCUCACUAGAGAGGGUCUCUGGAUCCGCGGUGGCCAUGGCGGAGGUCAGCGGCUGUUUGAGGAGCGGCGCACACAAACUCUCUGUUGUUAUAAGACUACGGACACAUUAUCAUCAUCAUCUGUCCGCGACGGGUGCGUUUACUAGCUCUGCCGGUUCUGACAGGCCUCACGGAGUGACCCAACCGCCGCGGGUCCGAGGCUACUGCACCGCUCCUCUGCACCGGAGCCCAACCGCCUACUACGACAUCCUGAGGGUUUCGCCGAACGCCACGCCAGCGCAGAUCAAGAGCGCCUAUUACAAACAGUCCUUCAUCCAUCACCCGGACCGGAACCGGAGCCGCAGCGAGGACGCGGCGCGGCUCUUCGCGCUCGUCGCCGAGGCCUACAGCGUGCUCGGCGACAGCGGCCUCCGGAGGAAAUACGACCGCGGGAUACUCAACCAGAGCGACGUGCAGAGCGCCGGGAGACCGUCGCGCGCGUCAAAGCCUCGACGCGCCCCUGACGCGAGCGAUCGCGCUCGCUUCGACUUCGACGCGUUCUAUCAGGCGCACUACGGCGAGCAGCUGCAGAGAGAGCAGCAGAUGAGACACAGACGCGAGCAGAUGCGCCAGCAGCAGCAGCACAAGCUCAGGACCUGGAGGCGGAUGAAGAUGAACGAGGUGACGGUCGCCUUUCUGCUGCUUUUCGGAGGCGGCCUUCUCAUCAGCCUCAGAUCUUGAAGCGAUGUUGCACUUGAGUGAAUGUCGACCAGGUUUGAUCCUCAAUGGUUCAUAGACAUGAACUCUUUUAACCAUGGAAUGGUCUCCAUUUCCUUUUUCUUUUUUUGUCAGAAUUUAGGUUUAUUUAUUUUCAGGAAUGGAUUUUAGUUAAUACAAGAAAAAAAAAUGCUUUUUGAAUAGCAGUGGAGUAUUGUAUUUACAAUGUUCAUAUUUCCUGUGAAUGUGCAAAAUUUCUGAUUCAUUAGAAUUCUUGUGUAAAUAACAAGAGAAAUAAGUAAGUGCAGCAAAGCACUGCAAAGUACAGUGUUUAUUAUGUUAUAAGACAAAUACAAGUUUGCAGCACUGAACAAUUUUGGCCAUGACUAAUUUUGUGAAUCUUAGAAAAUUUCUCUGAUCCUAUGGCAAAAUACUUGGGUAAAGUUGGUUUUAUAUUCGCAAAUUCGGACUAUUGCAUUCAAUUACUUUAAGCGCACUACAUGGACAUUCAGCAGACAUUCACCAGUAAAUAUGACAUUAAAACAAUACUUGGCCAUUUUGAUCGAUUGUGAAAAAAAAUGACAAUGCUGUCGCUGAUUAGAAUUUGAAAAAAAUAACUAUUGCACAUAUAAUUAGAAAGUUAUUGAAUGCGGAAAUGUGUGAAUGUGCGAAUAUAAAACCAGCUUUACCCAAGUUGGCAAAAUCUGUAGCUGAUUAACGAUUAUUGCAUCAGAAUUCACCUAGUAUGAGAUUAAUUUUUAAUGUUCAUUACUGGUCAGAAUUUUUGAACCGUAAGAUUUUAUAUGUUUUUAAAGAAGUCUCUUCUGCUCACCGAACCUGCAUUUAUUUGAUCCAAUAAAAUGUUGAAAUAUUUGUACUAUUUAAAAUAACUGUUUUCUAUUUGAAUAUAUUUUAAAACGUAAUUUAUUUCUGUGAUGCGCAGCUGAAUUUUCAGCGGAUCAAAUAAAUGCAGGCUCGGUGAGCAGAAGAGACUUCUUUAAAAACAUAAAAUCUUACGGUUCAAAAAUGUUUGACUGAUAGUGUAAAUAAAAGCAAUAUUUAUUCAGCAUAUUUGUUGCUGAUGUUCAUUUAAAAUACCAAUAAUUAGAACAAAAAAAGAGCUAUAAAUCAAUAUUAUAUUUAUGUGUAAUAUACUAUGUCGUGGGUCUCUGGUUUGUGUAGGAAACACUGGUGUGAACGCCUUACGUUAAUAUAAAAUAAUUUUUUUAAUCAAAUUUUGCUUUGCACACUCACUAUAUGAACUAAUCCGUGUAAUCAUAAAUCUCUCUUCCUUCUCCAGACUGCAUUUAUAACGAAAACCUUCCUUUCUUUGUGGUACUUUAUUCACAGAAAUAUAUAAAGUUUAAUGUGAAGGUCAUCACUUGGUACAAAAUCCCAGAAUGUUCAAAACUCACUCCACUGUUAGCAUAAAGGAUUCAUAUAAAAACAAAACUCAGUAGUAGACGACGUUAAAUAAAACAACAAGGGAAAGAUGCAUGGACUCUACAGCUGCAGCUACAACACAUCGGUCAUUUUCAGUGAUUAAACCGUGAUGAUGAGUGGCACACUAUAUACUCGCUCCCCAAAUAUGUGAUUCAAGAACUCACAAAUGGAAAAUAAGAUCAAAUCAGCAGGAAAAAGCGCACUGUGGCCAAACGCAUGUGGACUUCUGAUGAACAGGUUUGAAACAAACCUUAAAGCCAUGCUGUAGAAUUACAAGCCAGUCGAGUUCUUCUCACCAAACUCAGUGAAUCACAUCUGGACUCGGUUUCGCUUUGUGUUCCAGCCGACGGAAAUGACUAACAAACCCAUGAAUUAGAAGAAGGUGCCCAAAAACAUCUACCUCAAGAGAACUAGUCCACAAAAUUAAAUUUAUCCAAACUCUGAAGCAGAUUUGGGUGUAUUUAGAAGUCACUCAAGCAUCCGCAUUGUUUAAGUUAUAAUCAUGGCUGUAAACAUCUACAUGUGUUGGACAUUUACGCUGUUACACUGCAUUAACCGACAGAAAGCUGCUUGGUUUGAAAGUGAUUCCAGUGUGAGCUUUGCGUCAUGCAUCACUGCACUAGUGACAAUGCACCUUUUUUUGUGCUUGCUAAAAUAUCCUAAAUUUCACUGAUGCACACCUUUAAAUGGUGUUUAAAGACCUCGUGCGAGCUGCGCUCCAUCAGCUUUGUGUAAGUCUCGUGUUCUUCACACACUGUAAAAAGUGAUGAGUUGACUUAACUUAAAAAAAAUUGA